This is a messenger RNA of Chrysemys picta bellii (western painted turtle), 2130 nucleotides long. RefSeq names its product anti-silencing function 1B histone chaperone (gene ASF1B). Gene Ontology annotation, cellular component: chromatin; nucleus. Gene Ontology annotation, molecular function: histone binding. Gene Ontology annotation, biological process: DNA replication-dependent chromatin assembly. The record is from RefSeq and is a predicted model, not a curated record. Lineage: Eukaryota; Metazoa; Chordata; Testudines; Emydidae.
AUUGGUUGGCUGUGCGCGCGGCAGCGGCAAGCGCGCGCGGGCGGCGGGGCUGCUUUGUGGCGAGCGGCGGCGGCGGCGGGUUCGGGUCCCGGCGGCGGCAUGUCCCGCGUGUCGGUGCUGGGGGUGUCGGUGCUGGAGAACCCGAGCCCGUUCGGCCGCCCGCUGCGCUUCCAGGUGCAGUUCGAGUGCGGGGAGGCGCUGCCGCACGACCUGGAGUGGAAGAUCAUCUAUGUGGGCUCUGCGGAGAGCGAGGAGUAUGACCAGGUGCUCGACUCUGUUCUGGUGGGACCCGUCCCAGCUGGGAGACACAUGUUUGUGUUUGAGGCCGAAGCCCCCAACCCCAGCCUGAUCCCUGAGAGCGACGCAGUGGGGGUGACUGUGGUGCUCAUCACCUGUACCUACCUGGGCCAAGAGUUCAUCCGCGUGGGCUACUACGUCAACAACGAGUACACGGACCCCGAACUGCGGGAGAAUCCACCCCUCAAGCCAGACUUCUCCCAGCUGCAGAGGAACAUUCUGGCCUCCAACCCCCGCGUCACCCGCUUCCACAUCAACUGGGACGGCCCCAGCGACCAGAUGGAGGACAUCGAGAACGUGGACCCGGAGCCUGAGGGCAUGCUGUCUGCCAGCUGCACCUCCGCCAAGGGGCCGGGCACUGCCCUCGGCAUCCUACCUGAGAACUCCAUGGACUGCAUGUGAUCCGGGGCACGGCCAGACCUGGACACGGGAGCGCAAGGAUACAGCCACUGCGUGGGGAAAGGGAUCUGACUGGCUUCACGGGGGCUGCAUCCAAGUACUACGGGGAAGUGGUAUCAGCGGGGAAACCUGGACAUGUUCUAGUGGGGUAGCUAAAGGGUUAAUGCCUCUUCCUAACCAAUGGGGUGUCUGACUGUGGCCCUUCCCCUUAGCCUGCGUGAGGAGAUUGCGGGCACCUGCUUUGCAGUUGGGCUAGGGAGGAAUGGGAGCUGUAGGUCUGCUGGGCUCCUCCCCCACUUUCUCUGUCUCUGCACCAAUCACCGCUGGCUCCGUAGGAAUCACUCUAGACAAGCACUUAGUGCCACUCCCCCUGCAUCAGGUCCUCCGCUCAGGGAGCCCCUGGGGCUUGGGUGGCUUGCCGGGAAUGUGAGCCAGCUCCCUUGGGAACCAUCCCCACUCCCGCGGUGACCCAGCUCUGCUCCUUCCAGGGCUGCUACAGCCAUGACAUGCACCUGCCUGGUAUCCUUGGCCGCAGUUGAGGCGGGCCCCCGUCAGACCCCUCCUUCGCUGUCUCUAGCUGGGCAGGCGUAUGCUCUCCCCUCCAGCCCCAUGCUGCCCACUGUGGCUUUCCAGCACUGCUGCUGCUCUGUUGCCUGGGGGUUCCUCCUCCUGGGAGCGUCCCAAUAACUCUAGAGCAGCUCCCUCCAGCUGGAGGAUUGAAUCCUCCUCCCCCAGGGGGGCAUCAGACAGCAUAUCAUCCUAGCCAUGGCACAUCAUGAUCCUACCAGCUCCUCUGGGGCACAACUUGCUCCAGCAUCUCUCUUGGCCUCUCCUGUAUACAGCCCUUCCUGGGGUGAAGGGGCACCAACGUACAGAGCCCUUGUGAUCCCAUAGCUUGAUCUCAGGGUUGGAGGUGUGCACCCCCGCGUGGCAAAGAGCCGUCUGAUCCGCAUUAGGGUGCGUUAGAAUCAGAGCCUCCUGAUGGAUCGACUUCCUUCCUUCACCCUCAAGAAGAGUCUGCGAUAACGCCGCUCUGGCAACACCUACGGCUCUGGUGUGUUGCGCUAGGAAACCCGCUUCUGUUCCACUAGACUGAUCCAUCGCUCUUAGAAAACAUCUGCAGCCUGAUCCGGAAUGGAGCAUGUCCCUGCCUAGCCAGCUGUGGGAUGGAGAUCCUAGUCGCUCUCUAGAGUAAAUGGCCAGUUACAAACCCAGCUGGGAUCUUGAGCCCUCCACCAGCCUCCAUGGGGGAAAAGAGAGAUUAUUUGGGGGACUCGCUAGUUCAGUUCUGUUCCGAAGUGCCCUGUUCUGACCUUGUCUGUUUCCCUCUCUGAUGUGGUAGGAGUCUUCUUUGCAUACAUUUUUUUAAUUUUUUUUUCAUUUUAACUAUUGAAAGUGUCUUAAGUCAACGUAGGAAUAAAGCUCUUGGAACGA